UGAUGAAAGACAAUAUGCAAACAUUAACAAUAAAUUAUACUAAUGAGAUAAGAAAUGAGCAUUUGAAAAUUUUUAUAGACGAAAUGAACAUAAGAAAACAAUUUAAAACAAGUGGGUAUGUAAUUAUGUGUUAUGUGAACUAACAAGAUACAGUCAUAUUUUCAAAAUGUUCGCAGUACUGUUUUAAUGAUCGUAGGAUAUCAACAAGAUAUUUUUUUUACAUUCAAAACCAUUGUUAAAGCAUAUUUUUCAGCCUGUAAAUAAUUCGUUCACUUUAAGUUUAAUCAAUAAUAUAAAAAAAUAAUUCGGAUUUGACUAGAUUUGUUUAAAUUUAAAAUGUGUUUGUGCAAUGUGAAUAAUUUUCAAUUUCAAAGGGUCAGCGUUUCUGUGGAUAGAAUUUCGGUUUAUAAAAAUCAUAUGAAUUUGAAAUGAGAAAAAUGAGCAGAUUAUAUAUUUAAAUUGAAUUAUAACAGUGGGAAAAAAAAUGAAAUUCUGUACAAAUGGAGCAAUUAUUUAUACGUUGUUGGCCCAAAGUGAGUUCGACGAUGCGAUACCCAUUCCCAUUCGGGGAAAUUCAGUUGAUGAGCUAGUCAGUGCGAAAAACCGAAGCAGACUGAAAAAACGACUGUGCAUCGCAUUGACCAUUUUAUGUGUAGUUGGACUGUGUGUAGCGGGCCUGAUUUACUAUGGUGCAAUUAAACCAGAGGUAGCCAAAAAUAAAAAUGGAAUUGGUCUGCCCAUAUCACUUAAUGAUGUUUUGGGUGGAAAAUAUUAUGCACGGCACAAUAAUGCGACAUGGAUCUCCGAUACAUUGCUUUUUUAUCGUGAUUUUUCAGGUAAUAUGGUGACCUUCAAUGUAAUCACAAACAAAACAGAAAUUUUAGCAGAAGCACAUAUUGCCGCUAUUGCUUCGUCAUUUUCACAAGAAAUUUCACCUGACCACCGUUUUUUGUUGCUGGGAAGAGACUAUCAAAAGAUUUAUCGGCACAGUGCAUUAGCUCAUUACGAUAUUUUAGAUUUGAAGACAAAAGAGCUAUACAAACUGUCUGAUAAUUUGUUGGCGUUGGCUGAGUGGGGUCCAAUUGAUAACAGUAUUUUAUAUAUUCAAGAAAAUAACAUUUAUUAUAAACCAAGUGUCGUACAUCCUGCAAUACAAAUAACAAAUGAUGGCAGUGCCAAUAUUUAUAAUGGUAUAUGUGAUUGGGUGUAUGAAGAGGAAAUUUUUUCAACAAAAACUGCUGCCUGGAUAUCACCUGAUAAUAAAAAACUAGCUUAUGUACAAUUUGACGAUUCACCUGUUAAUCAUAUUGCGAUUCCGGUUUAUGGUGCUCCUGGGUCUUCCCGUGAUCAAUAUCCUGGAUUCAUUGAUUUUCCAUAUCCGAAAACUGGAACGAAUAAUCCGUUGGUGAAAUUGUUUUUGGUCGAUUUGACGACUGUUUCACCCAACGAAGCUGUGAUAAAAAUUCAAAUUUUACCACCACAAGAAUUGCGUGAGAAACAGCACAUUAUAUCUGUAGUUUUGUGGGGGGCAAACAAUGAUACUUUACUAUCGACCUGGAUGAAUCGCGUUCAAAAUCGUGCUAUUGUUGAGGCCUGCGAAGGAGAGAUCUGUCGUCGGAUUUUGGAUUUGUCCAGUUCAAUGGGAUGGAUUGAUUUCUUCAAGCCACCAACAUUUAAUAAAAAUGGCUCACAUUUUGUUUAUAUAACGCCACAAUUUCAAAAGGAUGCUAACGAUUCAUAUCAACAUUUGACGCUUGUUUCACUUGAAACAGGAAAGCAAACAAUUCUAACAUCAGGCGAAUUUGUUGUUUUAGAAGUGUUAAAUUGGAGUGAAGACACCAACACAAUUUUCUAUGCUGCUAAUAGUAAAAAUUCUUCUUACAUUAAGCAUAUUUGGUCUGUUCAAGUUGACGAUCCGAGCAUAAGACAAUGUUUAACGUGUAAUAUUACACGUGGUGGUGUACUACAAACAUACUUUAGCGCAAAAUUCAGUCCGAACAGUAAGCAUAUUGUGAUUAAUAAUGAUGGGCCCGCAAUUCCGCGCACCGAUAUUGUGAGAUUGUCUUCUCAUAAUUCUUCUGAACUUAUAUUUCUUCGGAAUUGGGAAAAUAAUCAUGGUCUCCAUUCUUUAUUGGCCAAAGUAUCAACACCAAUCAUAAAAUAUCAUCAAAUUCCAUUGAAAAAUGGUUUCGAAGCAGUAGUUAAGCUUCAACUCCCACCAGAUGUAGAUACUAGUGGAAAAACCAAAUAUCCCAUGAUUAUUGAUGUAUAUGCUGGUCCUGGAUCACAGAGUUCCCUUGAUAGGUGGGAAAUCAGUUUCAGUUCAUAUCUAGUGACGAGUCAAAAAUAUAUUUUAGCUCAAAUCGAUGGGCGCGGUUCUGGGAAUCGUGGCCAAAAUCUUCUGCAUACGAUUUAUCGCGCUAUGGGAACCGUUGAAGUGGAAGAUCAAAUUGAAACAACAAAGAAGCUAACAGAUUUAUUUCCAUUCAUUGACGAAUCUCGUGUCGCGAUAUGGGGUUGGUCCUACGGAGGUUUUACAGCUGGAAUGGCAUUGGCAACGGACAACGCAAAUGUUUUCAAGUGUGCUGCUUCAGUUGCUCCAGUAACCGAUUGGCUGUAUUACGAUACAAUGUACACUGAACGUUAUAUGGGACUUCCAUUCAAAGAAGAUAAUGCCCAAGGUUACGAUAGAGCGCGACUUAGCACUAAGGCCGAAGAGUUCAGAAACAAAACUUAUCUUCUUGUUCAUGGCAGUUUGGAUGAUAAUGUACAUUAUCAACAAUCAAUGGCCUUAGCGCGUAGCCUUGAACUGAAUGACAUUCCAUUUGAGCAAAUCACCUAUCCAGAUGAAGAUCAUUCUCUAUGGGGAGUUAGACGACAUUUGUACCAUAAAUUAGAUGCAUUUUUUGCCAAAUGCUUUAGCACCAAAAAUUCGUCUUCGUCCAAAUAAAGAUCGUAAACAUGUAUUUGAUUCGAAUAAAUUCAAGCUGUGAAACUCGAACGCUUCAAGAUACCUUUUACAUGAAAACUUUUUAUAUAUUAUUAUUACCAGUAAAAGAAAGACUAUUUUAAUUAUUUUGUAUUCAAAGAAUAUUAUUAAUAUUAAUAAUAUUGAAUCAGGUUUUAAGUAUGAUUGCUGUGCUGAGAAAUAAUAUUAAACAUGUUCAAGAAAUCAAUGAAAAUAAUUUAAUGGAUAGAAAAUCGUGAGAUAAAAAUUAAAUAUAUAUAAAUUGUUUUUAAAACUUUAUUCAA
This is a messenger RNA of Contarinia nasturtii (swede midge), 3252 nucleotides long. RefSeq names its product venom dipeptidyl peptidase 4-like. Bases 485 to 2950 code for a protein of 821 amino acids. NCBI's taxonomy places the organism in Eukaryota, Metazoa, Arthropoda, Insecta, Diptera, Cecidomyiidae. Gene Ontology annotation, molecular function: dipeptidyl-peptidase activity; serine-type peptidase activity. Gene Ontology annotation, biological process: proteolysis. The record is from RefSeq and is a predicted model, not a curated record. The transcript has 15 exons.